GGUGGUGGUGGGGGGGGCUGGGAAGGAGGAGACGGAGCUGAAGGAGGAGGAGGGGGGUAUCGGCCCAGGUCUCGCUCCCCGGGGGGCUACAGGAGGAGCAGGAGUCCAGGAGGGGUUAGAGGUCACCAUAAGCCCCCCCCUCGAGAGCCGCCUCCUUACGAGCAUAAAGGUGGACCUGACCUGUCUCCCGGGGGCAGGGAGCGCUGGGAGAGAGAUAGCUACAGACAGUGGGAGAAAGAGUACAGGGACUGGUACAACAAGUACUACAAAGACUACAGUACCCAGCAUGCCUCGGUGCACCACCGCGGUGGCCGGGGCAGCAGAGAGAGGGACCGCCUCUCCCCUCCACCCAGAGACUACUCCCCCCAGGGGCGAGUGAGGAGGGGUGAGAGAGGGGGACCUCCCGGACCCCACAGAACUCACCACGCCUUGUCCGCUCUGCCCUCUGCCUCCGUCAGGGGGAAUGGAAGUAAGGAGCGCACGCAGGGGGACGCUAGUAAAGAGCGCACGCAGGGGGGAACCAAAACGUCAGAGGGCGGAACUAAAACUCUGAAAGGGAAGAAACUGAAGAAGAAGAAGAACGGGGAGGAGCUGGAUUCAGCCAACCAAUCACUGGACAGGGGUGAUGCCACACCCGUCAGGGACGAGCCAAUGGAUGAACUCCACACCCUGACCCCUAGCAAAGCCCCACCCACCUCCYCCAAGGUCUCGACCAAUAAGGCAGCGCUGCCGUCUGGUAAAACCCCUCCCACCUCGUCCAGCCAGUCAGAGAAGAGCAGGAAGGAGAAGGGAGGCAAGGUGAAAGGAGAGAAGGUUAAGAGAAAGACGGGAGGAGAGGCGYCYGUCGCAGCCUCUAAGAACAAAGAGUCUUCAGCCGCUAAAUCAACCAAAGCAUCCAAGGUCAAACCAGACGAGCCAAUCAAGAGAGAGAAGGGGCGUAGCACCCCUACUGUUAGAGGAAGUUUGGCUAAACUCCCCCUGCCCCGCCCCCUCCCCCCUCACCCCCACGACCUCCCUAAACACCUGGGUGACCCCCGCGGGGGAAGGAGGGACCCCAUUCACGGUGUCGGGGUACGCCUCCCUGGUCGCCCCCUCCAGCCUGCACCUCCCUCCCCAGCAGAGAAGAGGAGGAGAGUGGAGGAGAGGGAAAGGGGGAGGGGGAUGGACAGAGGGAUGGGGGGCCCCCCGGCUAAGCUCCGCCGUGCCGAGGUUCCGUACCCCCAGAGAGGACUUCCAGCCAAGCCUCACCUCCUCCUGAACCUGGCAUGCAGAGAGACGGGUAGAGGAGAGGGUCUGCUCCCCAUCCCUGGAACCUCGCAGACAGGGAGGCUAGACCGUUUCCAUCCCAUCUCCAUCUCCAUCCCCGGGCCUGGUUCCUCCAUGGACCUGGGGAGAGAGGGGAGAGGCGACGGGCUGCUGCCCACCCCAGGGAGCUCUGAGGCGGGCAGAAGAGAGAGUGACAGGGGGUCUAUCUGGCCUCUCAUGGGUCUGCAGGUCAAACCCUUCCCCCAGAGGAGAAUCAAACUGAACAGAGACCUGGGGAGGAACAGCAGUAUGUCCCGCCCAGAGGAGAGACCAGCUCCAGCUACUAAUAUCAC
This is a messenger RNA of Salvelinus sp. IW2-2015, 1598 nucleotides long. Lineage: Eukaryota; Metazoa; Chordata; Actinopteri; Salmoniformes; Salmonidae. The record is from RefSeq and is a predicted model, not a curated record.